Messenger RNA from Prunus persica (peach), 1474 nucleotides. RefSeq names its product thermospermine synthase ACAULIS5. The record is from RefSeq and is a predicted model, not a curated record. The transcript is spliced from 10 exons. NCBI's taxonomy places the organism in Eukaryota, Viridiplantae, Streptophyta, Magnoliopsida, Rosales, Rosaceae. Gene Ontology annotation, biological process: polyamine biosynthetic process. The coding region runs from base 108 to 1148 and encodes 346 amino acids. Gene Ontology annotation, molecular function: thermospermine synthase activity.
UGCCAACCUCCUCCAAACCACACCCUCUCUCUCUCUAUCUCAUUUCUUCUUCAAACUUCUUCAUCAGUCUCUACUAAUCUCUUGUUUGUGUUUUUGCUCUAAUUAAAAUGGGUGAAGCCGUCGAGUUUUUCCAUGCAAAUGGUUUCUCUAACUUGACCCAAAAAUUUGAUCCUAAACUUGUACUUAAUGUUAAUGGUAACAGCCACUUAGACAGAGAUGGUUCCUGGUACGAAGAAACCAUUGACGAUGAUCUCAAAUGGUCGUUUGCUCUCAAUGUCAAUGGAGUGCUGCAUAAAGGGACGAGUGAGUUUCAGGAGAUAGCCUUGUUGGAUACAAAGCGUUUUGGGAAGGUUUUGGUGAUUGAUGGAAAGAUGCAGAGUGCAGAAGUGGACGAAUUUAUUUACCAUGAAUGCUUGAUACAUCCUGCUCUCUUAUGUCAUCCCAAGCCAAAAACUGUAUUUAUAAUGGGAGGUGGAGAAGGGUCAGCCGCAAGAGAAGCUCUCAAGCACAAAUUACUGGACAAAGUGGUAAUGUGUGACAUCGAUCAGGAGGUGGUUGAUUUCUGCCGCAGACAUUUGACAGUGAAUCAGGAGGCAUUUUCUCACAAGAAGCUUAAUCUUGUUAUAAAUGAUGCCAAGGCUGAACUGGAGAAGAGUUGCGAAAAAUUCGAUAUCAUAGUAGGAGACUUAGCAGACCCAGUUGAAGGAGGGCCUUGCUAUCAACUCUACACAAAAUCUUUCUAUGAGCAAAUUCUCAAACCUAAGCUUAAUCACGGUGGCAUUUUUGUCACUCAGGCUGGACCAGCAGGCAUUUUCACCCACAAAGAGGUCUUCACCUCUAUUUUCAACACAAUCAAACAGGUCUUCAAGUAUGUGGUGGCAUAUGCAGCUCACAUACCAUCUUUUGCAGAUACAUGGGGAUGGGUUAUGGCCUCGGAUGAACCGUUCUCUAUCAAUGCUGAGAAAAUGGACAGAAGGAUAGAGGAAAGAAUUGAUGGGGAACUGAACUAUUUGAAUGGUGCUUUGUUCAUCUCCUCUGCAACCAUGAACAAAACUGUUUCUUUAUCGCUGUUGAACGAAACUCAUGUCUACACUGAGGAAGAUGCAAGAUUUAUUCAUGGACAUGGGGUGGCUUACCGCAUCAACUGAGGUCUCAAGCCACAGGUUGGGGGAAUUGCUGUACAGCAACAAAAAAGAAAAACAACAAAGUGAUGAAGAAUGGGAGUUUGACAGUCACUGAUUUCUUCAAAAGAACAAAAGAAAAGAAAAAAAAAACAACAAUUGUUUGCAGCAUUUGGUUUUACACUAGAAUAUGUUAGCUUCAUUGGGUUGUUCAUAGGAUUCAAAGUGAGAGACUUUUUUUCAAGUUAUCUUUUACUUUUAUGAAUGAAACAUCAUGAGGCAUUCCUCCAUUCCUUAUUAGAAAGCUUUCAUUUUCAUAGAAAGUGUUUGAAGCCCACACUGGCUUUAUCUAA